Molecule: messenger RNA, 1792 nt
Organism: Gymnogyps californianus (California condor)
Lineage: Eukaryota; Metazoa; Chordata; Aves; Accipitriformes; Cathartidae
Gene: HSF5
Product: heat shock transcription factor 5
Biological process (GO): regulation of DNA-templated transcription
Molecular function (GO): DNA-binding transcription factor activity; sequence-specific DNA binding
Source: RefSeq, a predicted model, not a curated record
AUGGAGGAGCCGCGGCUGCCCGCCCCCAUCAACCCCAACAACUUCCCGGCCAAGCUGUGGCGGCUGGUGAACAGCCCGCGCUUCCGCUCCAUCCGCUGGGACGCCCGCGGCGAGGGGCUGCUCAUCGACCAGCCGCUCUUCGAGUGCGAGCUGCUGGGCGCGGCGCCGGGCCGGGCCGCGGGGCUGGCCGGCGAUGGGGCGGUGGGAGCCGCCGACCUCUUCAAGACCAAGAACUUCACCAGCUUCAUCCGACAGCUCAACCUCUACGGCUUCCGCAAGGUGGUGAUGGGGCCGGUGGGCGGCAUGGCAGGGCCCGGGCCAGGCCCGGCGGCUGGCGAUGACGGCGGCUCUGCCGGGCUCCUGCACCACUUCCACAGCCCCCACUUUCGCCGUGACCGCCCUGACCUCCUCGUCCACCUGAAGCGCCUGACGAGCGCCAACAAGGCGAAGCUGGCGGCUGGCCUGGAGGUGACCAGCCGCCCGCCCAACCGCUUCCAGCGGCUGCUCGGCACGUCGCUGCACAUGGACCCGCUGCUGCCACCCUCGACGCUCAGCAAGGCUGACAGGCCCGGACUGCUGACUGUAGGACAGUUUCAUCAACCUUAUCAUCGAGACAGUUUCUUUCCUUACUCCUACAUAUCGACCUCAUCCCAGAACCACGGCACUUUACCGACAAAAAGUUUAGAUUGGACUCCAGUUCCUUCCAGAACAUGGCAGGGUUCUGUUGGGUUGCUUCCAAAGCAUGAGGCUUCCCCACCUUUUCCAGAUAAAGGGGUUGCCUUUCCGGUACUCCAAAGGUUUCCAACAGAGGUCACGUACACGCUCCAGCCUGUUGCCUCUCCUCUGCCGCUUCAGCAAGGGUCUCAAACCAUUGCCACUUCCCUUCCAAAAUACAGCAGCUACGCAUCUUCAAUGCAGUACUCACAAGCCUGCUAUCCAACAGCUGCACUGCAGUGUUGUUCACCUGCCCACAUAGAUCCUCUGACUGGCUGUGCUAGUCCUACAGCUUCGACGUACACCCACUGCAGCUUUCUCCAGAGUCCUCCAAUGCAGUCACCUUAUGCAGCUGAACUUCUGCCCUCUAACUGGCCACGUAAUACGUCUGAUGAAAACAAGAAGACAGAAAUAAAUCUUGAAGCUGUGUUUCAGAUUGUUGAUGAGAUGCGUUCAUCACCCAAAGCUGAAAUGGUGAAAGUGGAACCUGUGGAGAGCCAGUGUUCAACCCCUCAGUCUAACAGAGGUCAACCACUGCUGGUUAAUAGUGAGAAUAGUGAUACACCUUCUUCAACUGAGGAAAGCCAGCUGGAACCUCUUACUCCUGUAGCUUCAGACACAUCAUUUGUGAUGGGAGCAGAUCAAGCAGUAACCUGUUCUCCAUCACAGCCUUCUGAAUUUCUUUGUGCUACCCAUACCACUGCGUCUGUAGAAAGUGCUGCUGCUGAAAUAGUGCAAGAAUCUGUGACCACACAGGAAGCACGUGAAAAACAGAGAGAACAACCAGAUCACUGCCUGACUCAAUCCUCUGUAAUGUUUGUUCAGGAAGGAUCGUUCAGUCCAGAGCAGGAGAAUACUAGUGUUAAAUGUGAAUCCAGUAUGUCAGAGACAGAAGAGAGACAAUUCACUUCAGGAACUGAGCCUGUGAACAAAUCUGUAGAAGAGGCAGAUUCAUCUGUAAAACCUAGAUGCAGGAAAAGAGAGAGUUCACACAAGGGCAAGUCCCCUGAUCUCCAUCUGCUGGUAGAUGUGGCUUGCAAGCAGGGGUACUUUCUGAAGGAAGAAACAAGAGAGUGAG